Nothobranchius furzeri (turquoise killifish) is the source of this 798-nucleotide messenger RNA. Its product is annotated as zinc finger protein 664. Gene Ontology annotation, molecular function: DNA-binding transcription factor activity, RNA polymerase II-specific; RNA polymerase II cis-regulatory region sequence-specific DNA binding. Gene Ontology annotation, biological process: regulation of transcription by RNA polymerase II. The record is from RefSeq and is a predicted model, not a curated record. NCBI's taxonomy places the organism in Eukaryota, Metazoa, Chordata, Actinopteri, Cyprinodontiformes, Nothobranchiidae.
UGAUGCCUCCAUCGGUUACCAUGAAAAUAAUGCUGCAUUGUUUUUAAAAAGGUUUUCAUUCUGACUCAUGAGAGAACAUUUUCAUCUUGCAAAGGAUAUCUCAGCAUCUGCACAGAAACGAGGUGGUUCCUGCAUAGAGGGGAGGAGUGAAGUGUGACCACCAGCGAAAUGACGUCACUGGAUGAGAUCCAGAACUGCAAAGAGGAAACAGUUGAGAAGGAACUGAGCGUCGGACCGUUGGAUCGACCUACCAAUGGAGCAAGGAAGCUGCACUUCUGUGACCAGUGUGACAAGGGCUUUGAUACUCCAUCCUUGUUAAAACAUGUCCACACAGAAGAAAAACCAUUUACUUGUGAUCGGUGUGGCAAGAGUUUCACUUAUAGGUCAGCGCUGAAACAACACGAGCGGAUCCAUACGGGAGAAAAGCCAUACCUGUGUGACCAGUGUGGGAAACGUUUUUCUAAUUUAGGGAAUCUGAAUUACCUCCAGCGGAUUCAUACAGGGGUAAAGCCAUUUACCUGUGACCAGUGUGGCACGAGUUUCACUUAUAGGUCAACGCUGAAACAACACGAGCAGAUCCAUACGGGAGAAAAGCCAUACUCGUGUGACCAGUGUGGGAAAUGUUUUUCUCGGAUAGCCACUGUGAAACAACACCAACGGAUCCACACAAGAGAGAAGCCAUAACAUAUGUGAACAGUAAAAGGAGAGUUUGUGUGUCACCACAUUCACCUUGAUGACAUCAGAGGAGUAAAAAUCCUUUUAAUGACUCAAAAUUUCAAUAAAUUUGUUUGAAUAAUA